GGAGCAUACCAGAAGAAGCUCAUUGUAUUGUAUACGUGUGACAGAAACGUAUAGUUGCAAAGUAGUAAAAUGGGAGACAUGGCAGAGUGCAGCUGGUAUUCACUGGUGUUAUGCAGCAUCGGUUCCGUUACGGUUGUGUAUUACCUGCUGAGGUGGUCGUGGCGGUGUUGGCAUGGUUUCAAAGUGUACGUGCUUUCUGAGAUCUGGCAAACGAACCUGAGGACAUAUGGCCAAUGGGCUGUUGUAACUGGAGCAACAUCAGGGAUUGGUCGUGCAUAUGCUGAAGAGCUUGCCAGAAGAGGAUUAGACAUUGUUCUGAUCAGCCGUUCAGAGGACAAGCUUUGCAGUGUGGCCAAGGAAAUAGAGUCUCGGUACAAGCGGCAGACACGUGUGAUUCAGACAGACUUCACAGAGGGCCAUUCCAUCUACUCUGCUAUCGCACAACAGCUAGAGGGCCUGCAGAUUGGAAUUCUGGUGAACAAUGUUGGUAUGAACUAUAUAGGGGUUCUGGCAAAUUUUCUGGAUGUUCCUGAUGCAGACCAGAGAAUCACACAGGUGAUAAACUGUAACACACUGUCCGUCACUCAGAUGAGCAGACUCGUUUUACCAGGCAUGCUCGAGAGGGGGAAAGGCCUCAUUAUAAACAUAUCAUCAGAAGCUGCAUCUCAGCCACAGCCAAUGCUGUCAGUGUAUUCUGCCACUAAGAUAUUUGUAACAUAUUUCUCUCGCUGUCUGCAUGCAGAAUACAGAUCAAAAGGAAUCACGGUUCAAUGUGUAGUCCCGUUUAUAGUCUCCACUAAUAUGACUCACAAUGUGCCUGUGAAUCCACUGGUGAAAAGUGCUGCUUCAUUUGCAAGAGAUGCUCUGAACACUGUGGGUUACACAACAUACACAAGUGGAUGUUUAACUCAUGCACUGCAGCACAUUGCUCUGUCCAUCUUUUUCCCUGGCUGGCUGCGUCUCACGUCCUUUUGUGUGCAACGCAUGGCAAAAUUCGCUCGUAGCAUUGAACCACAAUUAAGGGAGAGGUUGGCAGAGACGAAAAACAAACAGGACUAACACAAAUCCAUGGACAGCAGAGAUAAACAUAAAAAAACUGAUAACAAAACAUGCAUACACAUACACAUACAGAAAUAUGUAUUAUGGCAUUAACAAUAAUAUCUAUAUAAGCAAACUCUUUUUAUUGCAGU
Molecule: messenger RNA, 1190 nt
Organism: Cyprinus carpio (common carp)
Lineage: Eukaryota; Metazoa; Chordata; Actinopteri; Cypriniformes; Cyprinidae
Gene: hsd20b2
Product: hydroxysteroid (20-beta) dehydrogenase 2
Cellular component (GO): endoplasmic reticulum
Molecular function (GO): oxidoreductase activity
Source: RefSeq, a predicted model, not a curated record